Messenger RNA from Alternaria infectoria, 585 nucleotides. RefSeq lists its product as uncharacterized. The record is from RefSeq and is a predicted model, not a curated record. The coding region runs from base 1 to 585 and encodes 194 amino acids. Lineage: Eukaryota; Fungi; Ascomycota; Dothideomycetes; Pleosporales; Pleosporaceae. The transcript is spliced from 2 exons.
AUGGCGCCCAUGCACAAGACUCCUAGCGAAGAAGAAAUCGCAAACACCCUCGGCAACCUUGAGCUCUCAGCCUCGCAUCCGCAGAAAACCGCGCAGAAGCCCAAAUCCAAGCCCGUCGCAGAUAGCUGGGAAGCCGAACUCAGCGGGUCGGAUACUGAGACUGAGGAUGUAGACCUCGGCAAGUCUGCACAGAAGGGCUCACCACACGAUUCUCUACAACCCUUAUCGACCACAACUUCGCGCGAUAACCCGCCGAACCCGCCGCCGCCUACACCUGCCAGUCCCACGCAAUUCGAAUACCCGGAUAAUGUUCCGUACAACUUGAACUCUAGUUUAAGCGAUAGUGGGAGCCGGAGCUCGAGCAGAGGAGGCCCAGAUAAACGGCCAGAGAAGACAACGUCGGUAGCUGGGAGGAUGAUUGCGGGUGCGUUGGGUGUUAGAGCGCCGAAGAGGACUGAGGAGGAGAGGGAGUAUGACCGCGUCAUGAGGGAGAAGGAGAGGAAGAGGAGAACUGAGGAGAGGGAAAGGGAGAAGAAGGAGGCUGAGGAGAGGGAAGCCAGGAAGAAGGCUGUUUGGGAUGACUAG